This is a messenger RNA of Labeo rohita (rohu), 1575 nucleotides long. It is a transcript of the gene mrps2, whose product is annotated as mitochondrial ribosomal protein S2. Lineage: Eukaryota; Metazoa; Chordata; Actinopteri; Cypriniformes; Cyprinidae. Bases 114 to 923 code for a protein of 269 amino acids. The record is from RefSeq and is a predicted model, not a curated record. Gene Ontology annotation, cellular component: ribosome; mitochondrial small ribosomal subunit. Gene Ontology annotation, biological process: translation. Gene Ontology annotation, molecular function: structural constituent of ribosome. The transcript is spliced from 4 exons.
GGUACUUGUAGUUCGUGAGGUCUGCAAUGCAACGGUUUUUAUGAGUGUAUGGAACAGCGUUACCCACAAUCCUCUGUGCUGUUACGCUCAGUGGGCGGAGCUCGAGCGGAAACAUGGCAGCGGGCGUCUUAACUGGAGUUUCAGUAAGGCAGGUUCUCCGGGGACCUCGGGUGGUCUCUGCUGUGUUCUCAUGUCACGGACAGUCAUUCAGCUCCGCAGCAGCUGCAGUCAAAUCACCGCCAGCACCGACAGACAACGCUGCUACAGAGAAGAUCCUUAACUUUCCACUCACUCAGCCGGACUAUUUUCGCUUGUCUGAGCUCUUCUCCAUGAAGGACCUGUUUGAAGCCCGUGUUCAUCUCGGACACAAGAAAGGUUGCCGGCAUAGGCUGAUGGAACCAUACCUUUUUGGUUCUCGUCUGGAUACUGACAUCAUUGAUCUGGAUCAGACUGUAGAACACCUCCAGCGGGCGCUGAACUUCACGGCUCACGUGGCGUACCGCGGCGGCAUCAUCCUGUUCGUCAGCCGCAGGCGGCAGUUCGGUCACCUGAUAGAGACGACGGCACGAGAGUGCGGCGAAUACGCUCACACGCGCUACUGGAAGGGCGGCCUGCUCACCAACGCCCCCAUCCAGUACAGCCCCGGCGUCCGGCUGCCGGACCUCAUCGUUUUCUUCUCCACUCUCAAUAACGUUUUCCAGCAGCACGUCGGCAUCAGGGAUGCGGCUAAAAUGAAUAUCCCCACAGUUGGGAUCGUGGACUCUAACUGUAACCCCAGUCUCAUCACGUACCCAGUGCCCGGCAAUGAUGACACCCCUGUUGCCAUGGAGAUGUACUGCCGGCUGUUUAAAAUGACCAUUAACAGAGCAAAGGACAAGAGGAGACAGAUGGAGCUUCUCAAGGGUAUUUCAGCCUCAGUAUGAGGUCAACGAGCCUCAACAUCUCUACUCAGAGUUUGUGUGUAUGUAUAUUGUCCUCACAUAGAACGUUCAGUGGAAAUAUAAGUCCAAAAAGUAACUGCAGUUACAAUUCAGACAUAUUAAUGUAUUAUUUUGAUUAUUUUGAAUUUCAGUACUUAAAAAGUUAAAACAUGCGACUAUCCUAGAACUAUGGAAGUCCAUUGCCGCCAUGGAAUAAAAAAGGAAAUUACAACUUUUUAUCUCACAGUUCUGACUGUUUCUCUCAGAAUUGCAAGUUUUUUUUAAGUUCUAGUUUAUAUUCCGUAAUACAUUUUUUCACCUCAGAUUUCUUAGUUUCCAUCUCACUUUUUCUUCCUGACAUUUAAUUUAAAAAGUAAUCUCACAAUUCAGACUUUUCUUCUCAGAAGAGAGUUUAUAUCUUGCAGUUCAGAUUUUGUUUUUUUUAAAUUGCAAGAUAUAAACUUUGAUGAAAAAGUCACAAUUGCCUUUAUUUUUUUCUCUGGCAGCAACGGGCUUUCAUACGGAACUAAAGAUGUCUCGCUUAAUUAGAAAAUGUAAAAUCCAAUGACGUAAAACUAAAUAUUUAUUGUUUUUCUGAUUCAAUUUCCAUUGAUAACCUGUUAUGUGAACCCAAUAAAAUUUCACAAAUCCAAAA